Molecule: messenger RNA, 8753 nt
Organism: Salvelinus namaycush (lake trout)
Lineage: Eukaryota; Metazoa; Chordata; Actinopteri; Salmoniformes; Salmonidae
Product: spectrin beta chain, non-erythrocytic 1-like
Exons: 37
Coding region: 498-7517 (2339 amino acids)
Biological process (GO): actin cytoskeleton organization
Cellular component (GO): cell junction; plasma membrane; cortical actin cytoskeleton
Molecular function (GO): phospholipid binding; structural constituent of cytoskeleton; actin filament binding
Source: RefSeq, a predicted model, not a curated record
UUGGAGGGAAGAGCCAGUGUUCAUUUGACUGUGAAUGUGAAGAGAACUUCUACUGCUCUAAAAGUUUCUACUUUGCUCAGAGAAAAGGUGUGUGGCACAGAUUCCAGAAGAGGUGAAAGAGAAGAGAACAUUCUGUUCUGAGUUUUGUUUGGAAAAACUCCUGCACCUCUGUGAAGAAGUGAAAGGAGGAUAUAUUUUUUUGAAGUGGAGGAUAGCAUGGCGUGCUCUGCUCAUAAUCUCUGCUAGAGGCGAAGGACUGGGAUUUUACGAGGGAAAAAGAUCCAUAAAAAGCACGUUUUGGAUCUAACGGAACUUUCUUCAACUAAAGCCUGUAGCUUCUUUAGUAGAAUCUACAGGUAGAUAGCUAGCUCCUGUCCUGUGGACAGCCCUGCUGGCCCUGUGCUAUGCUGGAGAGCCCACUGGCCCAGCCACGCUGCAGAGCUCCAUACCUGAGGUUGAUUUAGAGAGGGAGAGAGAGAGGAAGAGAGCGCUCCAACAUGGAGCUGGACCACCAGCGAAACAGGGAGCCCUGUCUCUCCCCGGCGGCGUUUGUUAACCAGGUGCAGUACUCCAACAUCCUGGAGGGGAGAUUCAAACAGCUGCAAGAUGAGCGCGAAGCGGUGCAGAAGAAAACCUUCACUAAGUGGGUGAACUCUCACCUGGGCCGUGUGACGUGCCGCAUCGGGGACCUGUACACUGACCUGAGAGAUGGACGCAUGCUCAUCCGCCUGCUGGAGGUGCUGUCAGGAGAACAGCUGCCGAAGCCCACCAAGGGGCGUAUGCGUAUCCACUGCCUGGAGAACGUGGACAAGGCCCUGCAGUUCCUCAAGGAGCAGAAGGUCCACCUGGAGAACAUGGGCUCCCACGACAUCGUGGAUGGGAACCACCGCCUCACCCUGGGUCUCAUCUGGACCAUCAUCCUUCGCUUCCAGAUCCAGGACAUCAGUGUGGAGACUGGGGAUAACAAGGAGAAGAAGUCUGCCAAAGAGGCCCUGCUUCUCUGGUGCCAGAUGAAGACCGCUGGGUACCCCAACGUCAACGUUCACAACUUCACCACCAGCUGGAGAGACGGCCUGGCUUUCAACGCCAUCGUGCACAAACACAGACCGGACGUGAUUGAGUUUGACAGCCUGAAGCGGUCCAACGCCCACUACAACCUCCAGAAUGCCUUCAACAUAGCAGAGAAUAAGCUGGGCCUCACCAAACUCCUGGACCCAGAAGAUGUCAACGUUGACCAGCCGGAUGAGAAGUCCAUCAUCACCUACGUGGCCACCUACUACCACUACUUCUCCAAGAUGAAGGCCCUGGCUGUGGAGGGCAAGAGGGUUGGCAAGGUGCUGGACUAUGCCAUUGAGGCUGACCAGCUGGUUGGGAACUAUGAGAGCCUGGCGUCAGAGCUGCUGCAGUGGAUUGAGCAGACCAUUCUGACCCUGAACGACCGUCAGCUGGCCAACUCCCUGAGCGCUGUGCAAAACCAGCUGCAAGCCUUCAACACCUACCGCACCGUGGAGAAACCCCCUAAGUUCACAGAGAAAGGCAACCUGGAAGUACUGCUGUUCACCAUCCAGAGCAAGAUGAGAGCCAACAACCAGAAGGUGUACAUGCCCAGAGAGGGCAAGCUCAUCUCUGACAUAAACAAGGCGUGGGAGCGCCUGGAGAAGGCGGAGCACGAGCGGGAGCUGGCGCUGAGGAACGAGCUGAUUCGCCAGGAGAAGCUGGAGAUGCUUGCCGCUCGUUUCGACCGCAAGGCCGCCAUGAGGGAGACCUGGCUGAGCGAGAACCAGCGGCUCGUCUCUCAGGACAACUUUGGCGUGGACCUGGGAGCGGUGGACGCCGCGACUCGUAAACACGAGGCCAUCGAGACGGACAUCGGGGCGUAUGGGGAGCGCGUGGCGGCCGUGGAGGCGGUGGCCAGGGAGCUGGAGGCGGAGAACUACCACGACGUGCGCCGUGUGCUGGCGAGGAGGGACAACGUGCUGCGGCUGUGGGAGUACCUGAAGGAGCUGUUAGCCGCUCGCAGGGAGAGACUCAACGCACACCGAGACCUGCAGAGACUGCUGCAGGAGAUGAGAUCCAUCAUGGACUGGAUGGGAGAGAUGAAGGGUCGUCUGCAGUCCCAGGACAGUGGGAAGCAUCUGCAUGAUGUGGAGGACCUGCUGCAGACUCACAACCUGGUGGAGGCAGACAUCUCAGCCCAGGCAGAGGGGGUCCGCGGGGUCCAGGGAGCCGCUCAGCGCUUCACCUCCGACCAACAGGUCUACAAACCGUGUGAGCCGGCGCUGGUGGGAGAGAAGGUGUCUCUGCUGGGCCGGGCCUAUGAGGAGCUGGGCCAGCUGGCUGGGGAGCGGAGGGUGCGCCUCGAGGAGUCACGGCGCCUCUGGCAGUUCCUGUGGGAGCUGGGAGAGGAGGCAGCCUGGAUCAGAGAGCAGGAGCAGAUCCUGUCAGGAGGAGACUGUGGCCGCGACCUCGCCUCCGCCCUGCACCUCCUCAGCAAGCACGAGGCCUUCAGGGACGAGAUGGCAGCCCGCUACGGCCCUCUGGGCAACAGCAUCGCCGCCGGACAGACCCUGGUGGAGGAGGGACACAUUGGAGCCCCAGAGUGCACUGAGAGGAUCGGGGACGUCCGCGCUCAGUGGGCACACCUGGAGGAGACGUCCCAGCUGAGGGAGCAGCAGCUGAAGGAGGCGGUGGCCCUGCACCAGUUCCAGACGGACGCCAACGACAUGGAGGCCUGGAUCCUGGAGACGCUGCGCCAGGUGUCCAGCCAAGAGGUGGGCCACGACGAGUUCUCCACCCAGACCCUAGCCCGCAAGCAGAGGGAGGUGGAGGAGGAGAUCCAGAGCCACCGCACCCUCAUCGACUCCCUGCACGAGCAGGCCCUCAGCCUGCCCCCGGUCCAUGCAAACUCCCCUCAGGUAGAGGGCCGUCUGCCUGCCAUAGAGCAGCGUUACCACGAGCUGGAGGCCCUGUCUGCGUCGCGGCGUCAGGCCCUGGAGGGGGCGCUGGCCCUCUACCGCAUGUACAGCGAGGCGGGCGCCUGCCAGCUGUGGGUGGGGGAGAAGGAACAGUGGCUGGACGGCAUGCAGAUCCCCACCAAACUGGAAGACCUGGAGGUGGUGCAGCAGAGGUUCGAGACCCUGGAGCCUGAGAUGAACAACCUGGGGACUCGUAUCUCUGAUGUCAACCAGGUGGCCCAACAGCUGCUGGGAUCAGACAACCGCAGCAAAGAGCAGAUCCACCAGAUGCAAGACCAGCUCAACAACAGGUGGAAGGAGUUCCAGCGUCUGGCGGACCAGAGGAAACAUGCCCUGGAGUCGGCCCUCAACAUCCAGAACUACCACCUGGAGUGUAACGAGAUCCAGAGCUGGAUGAGAGAGAAGACCAAGGUGAUCGAGUCCACCGAGAGCCUGGGCAACGACCUGGCUGGUGUCAUGGCCCUGCAGCGCAAACUCACAGGCAUGGAGAGAGACCUGGAGGCCAUUCAGGGUAAGUUGGACGACCUGAAGAAGGAGGCAGAGAAGCUGGCUGAGGAGCACCCGGACCAGGCAGAGGAGAUCCAUGCCCACCUGGGGGAGAUCCAGGAGGUGUGGCAGGAGCUCAACGCCACCAUGAAGCGGCGUGAGGAGUCUCUGGGCGAGGCCAGCAAGCUGCAGGGCUUCCUCCGGGACCUGGAUGACUUCCAGUCCUGGCUGUCCCGCACGCAGACCGCCGUGGCGUCCGAGGACAUCCCCACCUCGCUGCCAGAGGCUGAGGGCCUGCUCUCCCAGCACGAGAGCAUCAAGAACGAGGUGGACAACUACAAGGAGGACUAUGAGAAGAUGCGGGCGGUGGGUGACGAGGUGACCCAGGGCCAGACUGACGCCCAGUACAUGUUCCUGGCCCAGAGGCUGCAGGCACUGGACACCGGCUGGCACGAGCUGCGCCGGAUGUGGGAGAACCGCCACAGCCUUCUGGCCCAAGCCUUCGACUUCCAGAGCUUCCUGAGGGACGUCAAGCAGGCUGAGGGUUUCCUCAACAGCCAGGAGUAUGUGCUGUCCCACACUGAGAUGCCCUCCAGCCUGCAGGGGGCAGAUGAGGCCAUCAAGAAGCACGAGGACUUCCUGACCACCAUGGAGGCCAGCGAGGAGAAGAUCACGGGCGUGGUAGAGGCCGGACGCCGCCUGGUCAACGACCUUAACGCCAACUCUGACAAGAUCCAGGAGAAGGCCGACUCCAUCCAGGAGAGACAUCAGAAGAAUAGGGAAGCUGCAAAUGAACUCCUGUCUAAACUGAAGGACAACCGCGAACUUCAGCAUUUCCUGCAGGACGGACAAGAGCUGACUCUGUGGAUCAAUGAGAAGAUGCUGACUGCUCAGGACAUGUCGUACGACGAGGCCAGGAACCUCCACAGCAAGUGGCAGAAACACCAGGCCUUCAUGGCUGAGCUGGCCUCCAACAAAGACUGGCUGGAUAAGAUCGAUAAGGAGGGCCAGGCCCUGGUGACAGAGAAGCCAGAGCUACAGCCUGUAGUCCAGCAAACUCUGGAGGGCCUGCAGAGCCAAUGGGAAGAGCUAGAGAACACUACACGCACCAAGGCUCAGUGCCUCUUCGAUGCCAACAGGGCGGAGCUCUUCACCCAGAGCUGCUCUGCUCUGGACGUGUGGCUGAAGAACCUGUCAGGGCAGCUUCAGAGCGACGACUUCGGCAAGGACCUGACCUCCGUCAACAUCCUGCUCAAGAAGCACCAGAUGCUGGAGCACCAGAUGGAGGUGCGUGAGAAGGAGGUGCAGUCGCUGCAGUCCCAGGCGCUGGCGCUGUCCCAGGAAGAUGCUGGUGGGGCCGUGGUGGAGGUGGACUGCCAGCAGAGACGUGUCACUGACAGCUUCUCCCAGCUCCAGGACCCCCUCAACCAGAGGCGGCAGCAACUGCUGGCUUCCAAGGAGGGCCACCAGUUCAACAGAGACCUGGAGGAUGAGAUUCUAUGGGUGAAGGAGAGGAUGCCCCUGGCCACAUCCACCGACCAUGGGAAGGACCUGUCCAGUGUGCAGCUGCUCAUCAAGAAGAACCAGACUUUGCAGAAGGAGAUCCAGGGCCACCAGCCCCGUAUUGAUGACAUCCAGACCCACCGCAGGGGGAUGUCCCCAGGGCAGGAGGAGAUGGACGGGGAGAGGCAGUCUGCUCUGGAGGGCCGUCUGGCGGAGCUCCGAGACUCCUGGGCCCAGCUCAUCGCUGAGACGGACGAGCGCCACGCCCGGCUGGUGGAGGCCAACCGCGCCCAGCAGUUCUACACCGACGCUGCCGAGGCCGAGGCCUGGAUGGGAGAGCAGGAGCUACACAUGAUGUCAGAGGAGAAGGCCAAAGAUGAGCAGAGUGCUCUGGUGAUGGUGAAGAAGCACCAGACGUUAGAGCAGACCCUGGAGGACUACGCCCAGCCCAUCCACCAGCUGGCCAACAGCAGCCGCACCAUGAUGACCAGCGAACACCCAGAGAGCGAGCGUAUCAACCUACGGCAAGCCCAGGUGGACAAGCUGUACGCAGGGCUGAAGGACCUGGCUGAGGAGCGGCGUGGGCGUCUGCAGGAGAGGCUGAGGCUGACCCAGCUGAAGAGAGAGGUGGACGACCUGGAGCAGUGGAUCGCUGAGAGGGAGGUGGUGGCCGGAUCCCAUGAGCUGGGACAGGACUACGAACAUGUCACCAUGCUGCGGGACAAGUUCCGCGAGUUUGCUCGGGACACCAGCACCAUCGGCCAGGAGCGCGUGGACGGGGUUAACGGGCUGGCCGAUGACCUCAUCGAGUCGGGUCACCCUGAGAACGCCAGCGUGGCGGAGUGGAAGGACGGUCUGAAUGAGGCGUGGGCCGACCUGCUGGAGCUGAUCGACACGCGCACCCAGAUGCUGUCCGCCUCCUAUGAGCUGCACCGCUUCCACCAGGACGCCCGCGAGGCGCUGGGGAGGGUCCGGGAGAAGAAGGAGGCGCUGUCCUCUGACCUGGGCCGUGACCUCAACACCGUCCAGCACCUCCACCGACAGCACACCGCCUACGAGCACGACAUCCAGGCCCUCAGCGGACAGGUGAACCAGGUGCAGGACGACGCGGCGCGGCUGCAGAAGGCCUAUGCCGGGGAGAAGGCCGAGGAGAUCCACCGGAGUGAGCGCUCUGUCACUGAGGCCUGGGAGGGUCUGCUGGGGGCCGGCCAGGCUCGCCGACACGUCCUGCUGGACACCGUGGAGAAGUUCCGUUUCGUCAACAUGGUGCGUGACCUCAUGCUGUGGAUGGACGGGGUCAACCUGCAGAUCGACGCCCACGACAGCCCCAGGGACGUGUCCUCUGCAGGGUUGGUCAUAGCCAACCAUCAGGACAUCAAGUCUGAGAUCGAGACCCGGGCAGACAGCUUCACCACCUGCAAUGAGAUGGGACACUCUCUCAUCAACAACAACCACUAUGCAGCUGAUGAGAUCCUGGAGAAACUGGACCAGCUCCAGGGCAAGAGAGACGAGAUCAGCAACAAGUGGCAGGACAAGAUGGACCACCUCCUGAUAGUUCUGGAGGUGCUGCAGUUUGGCCGGGAUGCGUGCGUGGCAGAGACAUGGCUGGCAGGCCAGGAGCCCUUGGUGCGGGGGGCCGAGCUGGGCUCUAACGUGGACGAGGUGGAGAGCCUGAUCAAACGCCACGAGGCCUUCGAGAAGCUGGCCGCCGGCUGGGAGGAGCGCUUCACCCUGCUGGAGAAACUCACCACGCUGGAGGAGCAGGAGAUCCAGAGGAGGGUGGAGGAGGAGAGGGCGAGGCGAACCCCCACACCACCCCCGACAGAAGAGGUGGCCCCGUCUGAGGCCGAAACACAUGAUGCCAGGACCAGCCUAGACCAGACCACACUGAACCAGUCAGUAUCAGUGAAUGGAGUCCACAGCUACCAGGACACCUCCCAGGGUUCUGAGUCCGACUCUGUGAAUGGUCCGGGGAGAGACAGCGGGCUGGCGUCUUCACGCCUGGACCCGUCUGCCACGCUACCCAGCAAGGGAGAUGACGCUGGCACAGACGCCAUGGAAGGCCUACUCUACCGCAAGCAGGAGAUGGAGACCCACGCCAAGAGGGCAGCUAGCAGGUCCUGGCAGAAUGUGUACUGCGUUCUGCGUAAGGGCAGCCUUGGCUUCUACAAGGACCAGAAGAGCGCCUCCAACGGGAUCCCCUACCACGGAGAAGUCCCCAUCAGCCUGGGAGAGGCUGUGUGUGAGGUGGCGCACGACUACAAGAAGAGGAAACACGUCUUCAAGCUACGGCUAGGGGAUGGUAAGGAGUUCCUGUUUCAAGCUAAAGAUGAGCCGGAGAUGGCCUCGUGGAUCCACUCCAUUCAUAGCUCCAUCCCAGCAGGGGGGUCAGGAGACCGCUCCCCCGGAGGCCCCAGGGUCCUGAGCCGAGCCAUGACUAUGCCCCCCAUCUCCCCUAGCUCAGCGGAGGCUGCAGGGGUCACCAUGCGCAACAAGGAGGGCAAGGAGAAGGACCGCGAAAAGAGGUUCAGCUUCUUUGGCAAGAAGAAAUAAAACGUCUGGAGAAUAACAACAUCAAGGAAAAUGAUAUUUGUCGAAAUUCCACCAAACUGAAACGGGCAGAAAGGAAAACAGUCUUGUGGGAUAAACGCAUCGCUCUCAGCCUUGGUCCUGAGGAGUUUGUCAACAACUAUGUGGCACACACAGAGCUUGCUCUUUCUCCCUCUCUUUUUCCAUUUGUCUUCUCUUUCCCUCUAUCGCUCUUUCCCUUUCUCACAUUAGAUUCAUCCUACCAAUGUAAGCCAUUGUCUAUAGCGUCAAUGGCAUUUUCAGACAAGAAGCUGGGUUUGUUGAUCAGUCACACUAAUAAGAACUCUUUGACCUCAUCGCUGGGGGGAACCAAGGUGUUUGUGGGGAGAUGAGAGGCAGGGGUGGUUAGCAUUGGCAGAGCCAAGAGGCUAUGAGGCCCCUAAGAGUCAAUUCUCUUCCAUUCACCCACAUUGGAUUCUGUUUUAAAAUUAGUUCUUCCUCGACCAGUUUUUAGAUGGGUAAUAUGCUCUAAUGCUGUUUUACCAAUAAAAGAGAGCCCAUGGACCACGGUAGAGGGUGCUGUCCCCUCACGUCCCCUCUCCCAGUCUCUCUCUCCCCCCCUCCUUGGGAAGGACCACAUCAUUUUUGGGACGUUGGCGUUAUUAACGUUGCCAAUAAUUAUUGUUGUUAUUAUAAUUAUUAUUUAUCUUUUUGCUGUUGCAAGCUUGAGGGGGAUAAAAAGGAAGUUAUUUAAAGAGUAUGUCAGUGGAUGUAUUGAGUCAUGUUGCGAAACAACAAUUUGGUUUAAUUCACGGGACCACGUUGGUCUCGUUUCUGUUUGUAUCGUUUUCAGUUUGAGGUGGGUUUUUUCUUUUUAAGAAAGCUCAGUAAAUUUUAGCAGUGUGCGGUUAAGUGAUUUUCACCAGUGCAGAAUGAUAGAUAUAUUUAAAGUGGUUUUAUUUUAACUUGGAAUUGUACCUGUUUGAUUUUGUUCUUCUGCGGGAUUAUUUCUCCUUUGAUUGUGAGUUUCCUUGUUUCUUUUUGAAGCAGAGAGGUUUAGUUUUCUAGUGAGAGUUGUGGUGCUGUGGGUUUUGCACGUUUCUGUUCUAAAUCAGACGUGUCCAGUUGGAUGCUGCUUUUCUGACUUCACACAGAUAAACACACACUUAAAUAAGUUGUUGGGAUGGCUUUCUAGAAGUAUUCUUAAAAUGUAGAUGACAAUAUGCUAAUUAAUUAAUUAAACGUUCCUCCUAGAUGGUU